ACAAUUAGUAGCACUUCCUUGAAGAUGUUGAAAGGGACAACAACUUCUUGCCCUGUUGAUCCAUGUAAUUAUGGGCCGAAGCAGGCGUCGCUGGAUGUUGUAACUCCUGCUAGUACCACGACUACGACGGCGCCUCCAAGUACGACUGGUCCACCGGCGACCCAUCCAUCUUCUUGUAUCGGGCAGCAAUUUGGAUUGGAAAACCUGCCGACCUUGUUCACGAACAACACCACCAUCCAAUUUCGUUACGAUGCCGACUUCCAUGCGGUGCAGGCGGCGGUGCAAGAUUUUGUCGAAAAGAUUUUCCCGUUGGUGAAGACUCAAUGUUUGGAAUUAAUGGCGGAUCUACGGAAGUUGGACGCAGCUGCAAACAGGAGUCCCUACACGGGUGCAAAGCAGCUUUGCGAGCGGUUUCACUACUUUGAGCGACGCGUGGAAAAAACCGAGUCAACAUCUUUUUUUCCCCAAAUCACGACGCAGCUCGCGACCCAGGAAGUCUAUCCUGAUAGGCUGGCCUUUCGGAAGUACAUGUGGAAAAGUGCGGCGUUUCAGAGCUUGGUGACUGCGGUGCGCGAAACAUACAAAGAUAUCAUCGACUUUCCAGCGACUAAGAUUUACUCCGAAGUAGCGACUACAUCUCUGACAACAUCGGCAGGAGGAGUUGCACGAGCAGGUACGGUGGAACAAAC
Molecule: messenger RNA, 689 nt
Organism: Amoebophrya sp. A120
Lineage: Eukaryota; Dinophyceae; Syndiniales; Amoebophryaceae
Source: the annotation of a GenBank genome assembly